Molecule: messenger RNA, 3585 nt
Organism: Macrosiphum euphorbiae (potato aphid)
Lineage: Eukaryota; Metazoa; Arthropoda; Insecta; Hemiptera; Aphididae
Source: the annotation of a GenBank genome assembly
AUGGAAAAACUGCUGAGACCCGAUCGUUUUGAAGCAGACCAAAAUUCACCCACAGCAGCCAAGGAGUGGUCUCAUUGGAAGAAAUUGUUCCAAAAUUAUAUUGCAGAGGCCAAACUAAAAGAGGAGGAUAAAUUAAAGGUACUCAUUAACUUUUUAAGCCACUCAGUGUAUGACCAUAUAAGCGACUGUAAAGAUUUCAGUGAUGCUAUUAAAAUUCUAGAUGGUAUUUAUAUAAAGCCUAAAAAUGAAAUAUUUGCCAGACAUCUAUUAGCCACAAAGAAACAACUGACAAGUGAAUCUAUUGACCAAUACUUGCAGUCUCUAAAGAUUUUAGCUAAGGAAUGUACAUUUAAAGCCGUUAGUCCCUCACAGUAUAAGGAUGAGUACAUAAGAGACGCAUUCAUUAAUGGUAUCAUGUCUAAUAGCAUCCGUCAACGUCUGUUAGAAAACGACGAACUAAGUCUAGAACGAGCAGUGAUGCAGUCACGAGCGCUAGAGAUGGCACAAAAGCAGUCUGAAGCCUACUCUAUGCCUGUAGAAUCUAUAAAUCAUGUAAAUACCGAAGCAGAAGACGAACAAUCUGAAUCAAUGAUCGCAGCCAUCCGACAAAAAUGUUUUUUUUGCGGGUAUGACCGGCAUCCGCGUAGCUCUUGUCCAGCUAGGGAAGCUGUGUGUAGGAAUUGUGACAAAAAAGGUCAUUUCUCCAAAGUUUGCAAAUUAAAGAAAACUCAAAACUCAAAUAAGUCUAAUACAACUACUUCGGCUUUUAUUGCAAAUCUAGCCUGCAUCUCUGCAAACUUACCGGGUGCUCUAUCAAAAACAGUUAUUAAAGUUAGAGUCAAUGAUAUGGAAGCAAAUGGUCUAGUGGAUACUGGAGGUUCAAGUAGCUUCAUAGAUGAUGAAUUUGUCCAGUAUCAUAAAAUAAAGGUAUUUCCUAAGAAGGGACAGGUAGUUUUAGCAUCUGCAGAGCAUUCAUCACACUUAAAAGGGUUUGUUUGCGUAGACUUAUCAUUGCAAGGGCACGUGUAUAAAGAUGUCAAAUUAUCAGUACUGUCAAAAUUAUGCACUGAUGUUCUCAUAGGUCAUGAUAUAUUACAGAAACACUCUAAAGUAGAAGUUACCUUUGGCGGGCCUAAAUCCCCUUUAUUAAUCUGUAAUAUGUCUUCAACAGCAAUAGAACCAAAUGUAAUAAAACCCAUGCCCUCAUUUGUAAUAGAACCUCCUCGCCUUUUCAAGAACCUAGCUUCCAACUGCAAACCUAUAGCUGUCAAAUUACGCCAAUAUUCUGAGGAGGACUAUACAUUUAUCAAGGAUGAAAUAAUUAAAUUAUUGAAUGAAAAUGUUAUUGAGGAGAGUAUGUCGCCAUGGCGAGCCCAGGUAUUAGUUACAAAAACUGAAAACCAUAAAAAACGCAUGGUAAUCGAUUACUCUCAAACAAUUAAUAGGUUCACAAUGUUAGAUGCCUAUCCUCUACCAAAUAUAAAUGACCUAGUUUCCAAAGUAGCCCAAUAUAGUAUAUAUAGUACUAUAGAUUUACAUAAUGCAUACCAUCAGAUACCGAUCCACGAGGAGGAAAGAGAUUAUACAGCUUUUGAGGCUGCUGGUCGCCUUUAUCAUUUUCGGAAAAUCCCUUUUGGAGUGACAAAUGGAGUGGCCUGUUUCCAAAGAGUGAUGGAUAAAAUAAUAUCAAAUGAGAACCUAAAUGGAGUAUACGCUUAUUUAGACGAUAUAACAAUAUGUGGAAAAAAUCAGUCUGAGCAUGACCUGAACCUGAAUAAAUUUCUCAAUGCAAUGAAAAAUUAUGGACUCAUACUAAAUGAAAAUAAAUGUCAGUAUUCUAUGCAAACAAUUACACUUCUUGGACACCAGAUCACGAAUAAAAGUGUAAGUCCAGACCCAGAUCGAUUGAAGCCUCUUUUGAAUCUACCUCCACCCAAGGACGCCAAAUCAUUAAAGAGGGUUUUAGGUAUGUUUUCUCAUUAUUCAAAGUGGGUUAGAAAAUUCUCAGACAAAAUCCAUAAUCUAAUACUUUGUAAGUCAUUCCCUAUGUCAUCAUCUGCAAUUGCUGAUUUUGAAAGUAUCAAGCUAGACAUUGCCAAUUCAGUAAUAAGUUCUAUCAGUGGUGAUGAGCCCUUAGUAGUUGAGAGCGAUGCCUCAAACCAUGCGUUAGCAGCAACACUUAGUCAGAAUGGGCGCCCUAUAGCAUUUUUCUCAAGAAGUCUCUCGAAUUGUGAAAAGAAACACCCAUCUAUAGAAAAAGAAGCUUAUGCAAUUGUAGAGGCAUUAAGGAAAUGGAGACAUUUUUUAAUAGGGAGGCAGUUCAAACUUAUAACGGAUCAAGAAGCCGUAUCUUUUAUGUUUAACUUGAAACAUUCAAGUAAAAUUAAAAAUGAUAAAAUUAUUAGAUGGAGACUUGAGCUUUCUUGUUUUAGUUUUGACAUACAAUAUCGCCCAGGAAAGGAAAACACUGUGGCUGACACUUUCUCAAGAGUAUGCGCUGUUGUAAAUAACUCUAACAUGUUAUCUGAUUUACACAAAUCUCUAUGUCAUCCAGGUGUUACUAGAAUGUUCCACUGGAUCAAGAGUAAGAAUCUACCAUUUUCGAUUGAAGAUAUAAAGAAGUUGACCAGUAGCUGUAAUGUAUGUGCAGAAGUAAAACCAAGGUUCUACAAAAAACAAGAAGGUCAUCUUAUAAAAGCUACUUCACCAUUCGAGCGAUUGAAUAUUGAUUUCAAGGGACCGAUACCAUCUAAGACUGGAAAUAAUUAUAUCCUUACAAUCGUAGACGAGUUUUCACGCUUUCCUUUUGCCAUACCAUGCAGGGAUCUGAGCUCAGCCACAGUGAUAAAGUGUCUGUCCUACCUAUUUUCUAUAUUUGGUAUGCCAGCAUAUAUUCAUUCAGAUCGAGGAGCAGCUUUUCUCUCUCAAGAGCUCACAACUUUCCUGUGUACCCGAGGCAUUGCCACUAGCCGUACAACGCCCUAUAAUCCCGCAGGGAAUGGUCAGGUCGAACGGUAUAACGGAAUUAUCUGGAAGACUGUCCAGUUGGCUAUAAAAACAAGAGGAUUGAAAUUAGAACAGUGGGAAGCUGUAAUAGCUGAUGCCUUACAUUCCAUUCGGUCUUUGCUAUGUACUGCUACCAAUUGUACACCACACGAACGAUUUUUCGCUCAUCCUCGGCGCUCUUCAAAUGGUGGAACACUUCCGUCAUGGCUCAGCUGCCCCGGGAAAGUCUUCAUAAAGAAACAUGUACGUGCUUCAAAGUACGAGCCAUUAGUGGAAGAAGUGGAUUUAGUCGAAGUAAAUCCUGAAUACGCUUUAGUACGCUAUGAAAAUGGUAGAGAGUCAAAUGUUUCGUUAAGAGAUCUAGCACCUGUGGGUGACAGAACAUUAUAUGAAGAACCUUCAGACAGAAUAGAUCCAAAAACAACACUUCAAGACACUCCAACCACAAGUGAGCCAAAGGAAGAGAUGAUUCAAACAGAUGCUAGUACAGAAGGAACAUCAAAUGAACUUGAUGGACCUCGGAGAACCACCAGAAAUAAAUCAACCCCUAAAUACUUAAAAGACUAUGUCACUAAUUAA